Corylus avellana is the source of this 6855-nucleotide messenger RNA. It is a transcript of the gene RGD3, whose product is annotated as ROOT GROWTH DEFECTIVE 3. Gene Ontology annotation, molecular function: TBP-class protein binding; ATP binding; DNA binding. The record is from RefSeq and is a predicted model, not a curated record. Lineage: Eukaryota; Viridiplantae; Streptophyta; Magnoliopsida; Fagales; Betulaceae.
CUCACGCAUCUCUUAUUUCUCACUUCGUGCCCAACGCCACUCACCCACCAGCGGGCAAAAUCACCUCGGAGCUAGUCGGAUCUCUCUAUAAAUAGGCUCUAAUAUCAUCGUAUUUUCUUAGAUUUGAGUCUGCCAAGGCCGAAACUAGCCUCCUCUGUAACGGCCAGACCACACGCCCAUCGCUCUCGCAGCCUCAUCCUCGUCCUCGUCGGAUUCCAGCGUGCCAUCGCUUUAAAUGUCUGCUUUCAUCAAACGCGACUGACCCGCUCGGUUUUCUUGCAAUUUCCUCCAACUGAAUGCCACCCGAGAGAUUCCAGAGGCUAAGUUGAGCAACAAACUAUUGGAAUGAUUUAAGAUGGCCCAGCAGUCAUCACGUCUUCAACGCCUGCUCACUCUCUUGGAUGCUGGUUCAACGCAAGCAACAAGAUUUACAGCUGCUCGUCAGAUAGGGGAUAUUGCGAAAUCACAUCCUCAAGACUUGACCUCUCUGCUGAAAAAGGUUUCUCAGUAUCUUCAUAGUAAAAACUGGGAUACAAGGGUUGCUGCUGCUCAUGCGAUCGGGGCUAUCGCUCAGAAUGUUAAGCAUGCGUCAUUGAUUGAACUUUUUUCUUGGGUUGAAAACAAGAUGUCUGAGGCUGGGAUCUCUGCUGUUGUUGAAGAUGUUUUGAUGUGGCCUUAUUUUCAUUCUAAACUUGAAGGCUCUUCAUUUAAAAGCUUUGAUAUAAACAAGGUGCUCGAGUUUGGUGCUUUAUUGGCAUCUGGUGGACAGGAGUAUGAUAUUGCAAGUGAUAGUAUGAAGAGCCCGAGAGAGCGCUUGGCUCGCCAAAAACAAAAUCUUCGUCGCCGUUUGGGUUUGGAUGUUUGUGAGCAGUUCAUGGAUGUUAGUGAUAUGAUAAGAGAUGAGGACCUUAUUCUGCACAAAGUUAACUCCCUUGGCAAUGGGAUAGACCAAAGAGUUUACACAACGCCAUCUGUGCAUAAUAUUCAGCAACUAGUGGCAAAUAUUGUUCCUAGUGUCAUAUCUAAAAGGCCAAGCGCAAGGCAAUUGAAUCUCCUAAAACGAAAAGCAAAAGUAAAUUCGAAAGACCAAACAAAGUGUUGGUCUGAAGAUGGAGAUACGGAGAUGUUACAUGCUCAAAACACAGCAACAUUGAAGGGUCAAUUUCCUGAUUCAUUAAGUUGUGAUAAGGCACUUUUGGAUAUUAAUAAUGGCGAAGACAGCUUGGAGCAUGAUGGAGAUGGACGGUGGCCUUUCCAUAGUUUUUUUGAGCAACUCAUCCUUGAAAUGUUUGAUCCAGUUUGGGAGGUUCGCCAUGGUAGUGUCAUGGCUUUGAGGGAAAUUUUAAGCCAUCAAGGAGCUUCUGUUGGAGUGUUUAUGCCUGACUUGAGCUUGGAUGGUGGAUUAUUUGUUGAACUAGAAGAUAAAGGCAUAUUAAACACAAUGAAGAGAGAGAGAGAGAUUGAUUUGAAUAUGCAAGUUCCAGCAGAUGGGCAUGAGCCAAAUCUUAAGAGGCCUAAGUUUGAAGAUGUGCCAUCCCCAACUAUGGCUGCAAUUGUCUCUUCCAGUGAGGUUGGUAAUUUUGAUUUCGGCGUGAAGGUUGAUCAUGGGUGGAAUUUGCCUUCUGGACAGCUUAAUGGUCAACUGAAUGUUACUUCUGUUAAGGUAGAGCCAGAAUCUUUCCUUGAGGGUGUAUCAUAUUCGUGUAAAGAUGCUGCUGAUACUGCAGAGACAAAGGGUUAUUCUGAGGAUAAAGUUUCCACUGGAAAAGCAGAUAUGCUGAAGAAUAUUCCUGAAAAUUGUGAGCUGAUGAACUUGGUUAAACUGGCUAGGCAUUCUUGGCUAAAAAAUUGUGAAUUUCUUCAAGAAUGUGCAAUUCGUGUUUUGUGUGUGCUGUCUCUAGACCGAUUUGGUGAUUAUGUAUCUGAUCAGGUUGUUGCCCCUGUUCGGGAAACCUGUGCGCAAGCAUUAGGUGCUGUGUUUAAGUACAUGCAUCCCACAUUAGUUCAUGAAACAUUAAAUAUAUUGCUGAAAAUGCAGUGUAGACCAGAAUGGGAAAUUCGUCACGGGAGUCUUUUGGGUAUCAAGUAUUUGGUUGCUGUGCGGCAGGAGAUGCUUCAUGACUUGCUUGGCAGCAUUCUCCCUGCAUGUAAAACUGGGUUGGAGGACCCCGAUGAUGAUGUUCGGGCAGUUGCUGCAGAUGCUUUAAUACCUACUGCAGCUGCUAUUGUAGCUCUAGAAGAUCAUGUAUUGCAUCCUAUUGUGAUGCUACUUUGGGAUAUUUUACUUGAUUUGGAUGAUUUGAGUCCAUCCACUAGCAGUGUAAUGAAUCUUUUGGCGGAAAUCUAUUCCCAGGAAGAGAUGAUUCCUAAGAUGUUUGGAGCUUUGACAUUGAAAGAGACCCAGGAAUUUGAUCUAAAUGAAGCCGGUCGUGGUGAUGAUGCUGGGGGAAUAAUAUCACGGGAAAAUCCUUAUAUGUUAUCUACAUUGGCACCACGGUUAUGGCCAUUCAUGAGGCAUAGUAUCACAUCAGUUCGUUAUUCAGCUAUUCGGACUUUGGAGCGGUUGCUUGAAGCAGGCUGCAAAAGGAAUAUUCGUGAGCCCUCUGAUAUUUCAUUUUGGCCUUCUUUUAUUUUGGGGGAUACCCUUAGAAUUGUUUAUCAGAAUUUGCUGCUGGAAUCGAAUGAUGAAAUCUUGCAGUGCUCAGAGAGGGUUUGGAGGCUCCUUCUUAAGUGCCCAGUGGGGGACUUGGAAACUGCCGCAGGGUCAUAUAUGUCUGCUUGGAUAGAACUUGCAACAACUCCAUAUGGUUCAGCAUUAGAUGCAUCAAAAAUGUUUUGGCCUGUUGCCCUUCCUCGAAAGAGUCAUUUUAGAGCAGCAGCUAAAAUGAGAGCUGCGAAACUUGAAAAUGAGCCCUAUAGAAACAUUGGCUUGGAAUCUGGAAUAGGAACUAUUCCACAAGAAAGAGUUGGAGAUACCUUUACCAAUUCUGUUAAGAUAAUAGUUGGCGCUGAUUCAGAAAUGUCAGUAACUCAUACCCGAGUGGUUACGGCAACAGCAUUGGGAAUUUUUGCUGCUAAGUUGCAGCAGGGGACUCUGCUUUAUGUAAUUGAUCCACUGUGGAAUGCUCUUACCUCUUCAUCUGGGGUUCAACGGCAGGUAGCAUCCAUGGUUCUUAUUUCCUGGUUGAAAGAAACCAAGAGCGUGGAUGCCUCUGGAAUCCCUGGCGGUCCACCCAAUUUUCCCAUUCAUCUCAAAGAAUGGUUGUUGGAUUUAUUGGCAUGCUCCAACCCUGCAUUCCCUUCAAAAGAUUCACUUCUUCCUUAUGCUGAGCUUUCAAGAACAUAUUCUAAGAUGCGCAGUGAGGCCACCCAGUUGUUACGCGCUAUUGAGGCAUCUGACAUGUCUAAGGAUUUUCUGGCUACAAUCAAAGUUGACUUGGAGAGCUUGAGUGCUGAUGAUGCAAUUAAUUUUGCAUCAAAGGUUCCAACAGCGUGUAAUGAUAAUGUUGGGAAUGAAUCUGUGGGAGGGAACUUUGUUGAUGAUGUGGAGUCAUCUAAACAACGAAUUUUGACAACUUCAGGCUAUUUAAAAUGUGUUCAGAGUAAUCUGCAUGUUACUGUCUCUGCCUUAGUUGCUGCUUCAGUUGUCUGGAUGUCAGAGCUUCCUGCACGACUUAAUCCAAUUAUUUUGCCUUUGAUGGCUUCAAUAAAAAGAGAGCAGGAGGAAUUACUGCAGCAGAAGGCUGCUGAGGCACUAGCGGAGCUUAUUUUUCAUUGUAUUGCACGUAGGCCUAGCCCAAACGAUAAGUUAAUCAAGAAUAUUUGUAGUUUAACAUGCAUGGAUCCUAGUGAGACACCUCAAGCUGUAGUCACCAGUUCCAUAGAGGUAAUUGAUGAUCAAGGUCUCCUAUCCUUUGGGACUAGUGUAGGUAAACAGAAGGCAAAAGUUCACAUGCUGGCUGGUGGUGAAGACCGGUCACGGGUUGAGGGCUUCAUCAGCAGACGUGGCUCUGAAGUUGCAUUAAGGCAUCUCUGUGAGAAGUUUGGUGCUUCACUGUUUGAUAACCUUCCUAAACUGUGGGAUUGCCUUACUGAAGUUCUUAAGCCUAGCAGUACUGAGGGUCUAACUCCUGCAGAAGAAGAGCAAGUUAUGCUAGCUAUUGAAUCCAUUAAGGAUCCUCAGAUCUUGAUAAAUAAUAUCCAGGUAGUACGCUCUAUUGCUCCCAUGCUAAAUGAGGCAUUGAAACCAAAACUGCUCACUCUUCUCCCUUGCAUUUUCAAAUGUGUUCGCCAUUCCCACAUUGCUGUUAGAUUAGCUGCUUCUAGGUGCAUCACUUCAAUGGCCAAGUCAAUGACUAAAGAUGUUAUGGGAGCUGUAAUAAAAGAUGCCAUACCUAUGUUAGGGGAUAUGACAUCUGUUCAAGCUAGACAGGGUGGCAGCAUGCUCAUUAGUUUGCUUGUUCAUGGAUUGAGCGUGGAGCUGGUCUCUUAUGCUCCAUUGUUAGUUGUUCCUCUUCUGAAGUGUAUGAGCGAUUGUGAUCAGUCUGUCAGACAGAGUGUGACCCAUAGUUUUGCUGCCCUUGUGCCUCUUCUUCCAUUAGCACGUGGCCUUCCCCCACCUGUUGGAGUGAGUGAAGAUUUAUCUAGAAAUGCAGAAGAUGCACGGUUUCUGGAGCAACUACUCGACAACUCUCAUAUUGAUGAUUACAAGCUCCAUGUUGAACUGAAAGUGACAUUGAGAAGGUACCAACAGGAAGGUAUAAAUUGGUUGGCCUUUUUAAAACGUUUCAAGCUUCAUGGAAUCUUAUGUGAUGAUAUGGGCCUUGGUAAGACACUUCAAGCAUCAGCAAUUGUGGCAUCUGACAUAGUUGAGCAUCACACUUUGACCAACGGUGAAGAUCUUCCAUCGUCUUUAAUAGUUUGCCCAACAACCCUUGUUGGACAUUGGGCCUUCGAGAUAGAGAAGUAUAUUGAUGCUUCCGUAGGAUCUACUCUCCAAUAUGUUGGUUCUGCUCAAGAGCGCAUUUCUCUUAGAGGGCAUUUUAAGAAGCAUAACAUUGUCAUAACAUCAUAUGAUGUGGUCCGUAAAGAUAUUGAUUAUCUUGGACAGCUUCUAUGGAAUUACUGUAUUUUAGAUGAAGGACACAUUAUCAAGAAUGCAAAGUCUAAAAUUACACUUGCAGUAAAGCAGUUGCAGGCCCAGCACCGCUUGAUACUGAGUGGAACACCAAUCCAGAAUAACGUCAUGGAUUUGUGGUCCCUCUUCGAUUUCCUAAUGCCAGGGUUUCUUGGAACCGAGAGACAAUUCCAAGCCACUUAUGGGAAGCCACUUGUCGCUGCUAGAGAUCCUAAAUGUUCUGCCAAGGAUGCUGAAGCUGGGGCACUUGCAAUGGAGGCGUUGCACAAGCAGGUCAUGCCAUUCCUCCUCCGUCGAACAAAAGAUGAAGUCCUGUCUGAUCUGCCUGAGAAAAUUAUUCAGGACAGAUAUUGUGACCUGAGCCCUGUACAAUUAAGACUCUAUGAACAGUUUUCUGGUUCACAUGCAAAGCAAGAAAUCUCAAGUAUGGUAAAAGUAAAUGAGUCAGCAGAUAAGGGAGAAGGAAGUAGUUCACCCAAAGCAUCUUCGCAUAUUUUCCAGGCACUUAAGUACCUGCUAAAACUUUGUAGUCAUCCAUUGCUUGUCAUUGGUGAAAAGGUUCCAGAAUCAUUGGCAUUCGUUUUGCCAGAACUCUUACCUGCAACUUCUGACAUUAUUUCAGAACUUCAUAAACUGCAACACUCUCCCAAACUAGUUGCUCUUCAGGAGAUUCUUGAAGAGUGUGGAAUAGGUGUUGAUGCUUCUGGUUCUGAAGGUUCCAUUAGUGUUGGGCAGCACAGGGUCCUGAUAUUCGCUCAGCAUAAAGCCUUUCUGGACAUAAUUGAAAGAGACCUGUUUCACACCCAUAUGAAGAAUAUUACAUAUCUGCGGCUUGAUGGAUCAGUUGAACCCGAAAAACGUUUUGAAAUUGUCAAAGCUUUUAAUUCUGACCCUACUAUUGAUGCCCUCCUGCUUACAACACAUGUUGGUGGGCUUGGUUUGAACCUAACAUCUGCAGACACCCUGGUUUUUAUGGAGCAUGACUGGAAUCCAAUGCGAGAUCAUCAGGCAAUGGACAGAGCACACAGGUUAGGGCAGAGGAAAGUUGUGAAUGUCCAUCGUCUCAUAAUGCGUGGCACCUUGGAAGAGAAAGUUAUGAGCCUUCAAAAGUUCAAAGUCUCGGUUGCUGAUGCUGUCAUUAAUUCCGAGAAUGCAAGUAUGAAAACUAUGAAUACAGAUCAAUUGCUUGAUCUAUUUACAUCUGCAGAAACCCUUAAGAAGGGAGGAGCUUCGGUAUCAAAGCCUUCAGAUACCAAUGUUGGAGAUACAAAAUUGGCGGGCAGCGGGAAAGGAUUAAAAGCCAUCCUUGGAGGACUCGAGGAGCUCUGGGAUCAAUCACAGUAUACUGAAGAAUACAAUCUGAGCCAGUUCUUGGCAAAGCUUAACGGCUAAAACUCAAGUAUAUGCUCCGUGUGAAUAGAAGAAUAUUGUAUACUUUUCAUCAUCAAGUCGGAACCCAAAUUUUGACAUUGUAACUAACUUACUUCUUCGUGACCCUCCUGCCAUUUUUUAGUUUUUGUCUCCACAUUGAUUUGUAAUUGCAGGAGGUUGGGAAGAUGUCGGGUUGAGUAAUUAUCAUCAGAGUGAGCCUGGUUUAACGAAUGACGGAAAUUUUUGACCAAGAACGGCUCGGGGGAAGGAAAGAGUUGUAUAUUUCGGAUAUUGUAUAUACAAUCAACAAUAUCUUUUAGAAAUCAAAAGUUAAAUCAUUGCAUUGA